CAAGCAACUUCUCAAGACGAAGAUAUGGCUGCGGCCAACGAGCUGCCUUCCACAGCUGGCCCCUACGGUCUGCAAACACUAGCAGAACCCGUAUUCCCAACGCUAGAUAUUGUUUUUGUCCACGGAUUGACAGGAAACCGAGAAACAACUUGGACACAUAAAACGACCCGAACUUUCUGGCCCUCAGAUUUGCUACCCAAAGAUCUUCCAAACGCCCGAAUACUUACAUUUGGCUACGACGCAGACGUCGUCCGCGCGUUGGAUGCUGCGUCUUCCAAUUCGCUCCGCGAUCAUGGCAAGAGCCUUGCGCAUGAGCUCGCUAUGAACAAAAUGAGGGCUAGAGCUAUCGAUCGGCCGACAUUCUUUGUAGCCCAUAGCUUGGGAGGCCUUGUGUGCGAGCAGGGUCUCUUAAUAUGCCGGAAUGCAGCAGAAGCACACCUGAACGCGCUGCUAGACGCUGUUAAGGGGAUCAUUUUCCUUGGAACGCCACAUGCCGGCUCUGAUUUGGCCAGAUGGGGAAAUGUGUUGACUGGAAUAUCGUCGAUCUUCUCGAAACCCAAUAGAGACAUCGUGCGUGUUCUGACUCCAGGCUCAGAGAUGUUGGCAGCUGUCCAGCAAGACUUCCAUACCAUGCUGGAUACCAGACGCGAAAUUGGGAAGAAGAUGAAGAUAUUUUGCUUCUAUGAAGAAUACCGCGUUGGCGGCGUUGGAGAAAUCGUCCCAAAGCACUCUGCCAUUCUCCCCGGGUAUGAAAGCCAAAGCAUACACAGUAACCAUAUGAGCAUGGCACGGUUCACCGGAUUGGAUGAUGGAGGUUAUAUAAUGGUUUCUGGACGACUCUGGCUGUGGGCCCAGGAGCUUGAACAGAUUCCUGCCCAGCUUCCAAAGGAACGAGAGAAAAGGAUCGAAUACUCGGGGACUGUGAACAUGAUGGGUAGCGGAUCCAUCUUCCAAGGAAAUGCAAAUAUUGGGUCGCUUAACCUGGGAAGAACCAAUGCAGCAUGUCGAAAUUUGUGAGAUCUGGCUUAUUAACGCACGCUCUCUGAAAUACUCACUCUUACUUAAUAAGUAAAGGUUAGAAGUUCAGAUUUGC
Messenger RNA from Hyaloscypha bicolor E, 1093 nucleotides. RefSeq lists its product as uncharacterized. The transcript is spliced from 4 exons. NCBI's taxonomy places the organism in Eukaryota, Fungi, Ascomycota, Leotiomycetes, Helotiales, Hyaloscyphaceae. The coding region runs from base 25 to 1017 and encodes 330 amino acids. The record is from RefSeq and is a predicted model, not a curated record.